This is a messenger RNA of Rattus rattus (black rat), 1700 nucleotides long. RefSeq names its product testis expressed 29 (gene Tex29). Lineage: Eukaryota; Metazoa; Chordata; Mammalia; Rodentia; Muridae. The transcript is spliced from 6 exons. The record is from RefSeq and is a predicted model, not a curated record. Bases 143 to 757 code for a protein of 204 amino acids.
CCAGUUUAAUGUUUAAUCAAAACAUUGUUCCUACUUAGAGGCUACCAGAGAGGCAGUACGGAGGACUCAGCUCUGGAAAGGAUGGACAGGUGUGAACGCUCUGAAGCCCCUGUGUGCUGAGGUGUCCUGCGCUAUCUUCUAGAUGUACAAAUCCUGUACUCCCUGUGCUGAGGCAUUUUUGAUCCUCACAUCCCUGUCAGCUGCUACCAUGAGAUACACCACAGAAAUCAAGAAGUCCCCACCACAGCUCCUGAAGAAGUUUGCAGUUUGUGACAUCUCUCUGUAUGACAUCUGUGACUACAACGUCACCAGGGACCAGUGCAAGGAGCUCGGAUGCUGUUUCUACAAGGGCGUCUGCUACAAGAAAGUUGUCCCCAUUUACGUGCAGAUGUUCUCCACCCUGAUUGUGCUGGUGACCGUGAUCAUCAUCAUCACCAUCAUUUACAGGCUUGUACAGGAGAUUAGAAGACAGAUGAAGCUCUCCACGAACUCCACCCCUAAGGCAUCUAAGAAACGAUCGGCAUUUAGGCCUUUCUCUAGAGACCCCUCUGGAGCCCCCUCUAGGUCCCCCUCUAGAACUUCCUCUACGUUGUCUUCUAGAAGCCCCACUACAGCCCCCACUACAGCCCCCACUACAGACCCCGCUACAGACCCCGGUACAGACCCCGCUACAGACCCUGGUACAGACCCCGCUACAGACCCCGCUACAGCCCCCGCUACAGACCCCGCUACAGCCCCCUCUGAAAACCCUCCAUGAAGAAGACUGAGGGGCAAGUAGAAGGUAGGCUGGUGUGAAUGGUGUCUGUUUCUAUUCUUGUGGCAUAUUCACUGUCUUUGAUGGCCCUCAACAGGAAUGGCAAACACUGUUUUAGACUGGGUAGGAUUCCAAUGUCCCCGACUGUGGAGGGUCAGGUCCACAAGAAGACUCCUCCUUCCUUUCCUACCUUGCUUGGCUGGGUCAGUGCAUGUCCUGGGAACAGUCCAGUAACCCCUUCACGUUGAUCAGUGUCCUCCCUUGAAGCCACUGCAGAGUGAGUGUGGCCGUUGUCAUUUGACGCAAUGGCUGAAGUGACAGCAGUUCACUACCUGCUCUGGCUCAAGGGAGGCAAAGUCAUUUGCUUGUCAGUGACUCCCAGGGGGCUGUGCAGACCCUCUUGCUGCUUUUCCUGGCCCAGAACAAGGUCCAGAUUAGAGAAAAGGAUGUCCCAAAGGUGGCAUCUUGUUGUGGGAUGUGGAAUGGGGAAAGAUCUGUCUCGUCUUAACAUUCAUCCUCAUGCCUUUGGCCUCAUGGAAGCCCCAAGGGCAAGUGGGAUUGGAGGAGCCUUUCCUGCUAGUCUGGGGAUCUAAGACUUCCCGCAGGACACAGGCUUAUCUUUUCCUUGGUGCCUCCUGUGUUGACAGGGGAUACGAAGGCCUCCUCCUGAGGCUUCAGCCCUCUUGAUGUAUUGGGAAACAACAGGCCUCUCACCAAUUGACUUCUAAGAAAACGCUCGUUAUAUGUUUAUUUUACUCUGAGCCAUUGCAAAAAUCUCCUAAGGGUGCUGCAUGUCUCAUCAGGGAAACACUCAGACCCAUCCCUCCACCCCCCUUGUAAUCUAGCCCCAACGACCAACAGUGGCAGUGCCGCGUCCCGGUGAGCACCUUCAGUGUGUGAGACAGAGAGCAUCUGUGAGGAAAAAAAAUAAAAGUAUUUUCUUGAA